Messenger RNA from Dentiscutata erythropus, 559 nucleotides. The record is from the annotation of a GenBank genome assembly. Lineage: Eukaryota; Fungi; Glomeromycota; Glomeromycetes; Diversisporales; Gigasporaceae.
AUGCUUAAUAUUAAAAUCAUUUCAGGAGGUUUGCCAGGUGUGGAAUAUGCAGCAUUAAGAGCUGCCAAGAAAAGAAAACUUAAAACUGGUGGCCAUUGUACAGAAUUUUCUGAAAAUGAAAAUAAUGAUAUUUUAUUACAAGAUUAUAAUCUUGUAAAGUUACAAGCUAAUUCACUUACUGAAAAAAAUCAAGAAAAUAUUGACAAUGAUUCACAUGCAGAGAAAAAUCAAGAAACCACCAAUACUGAUUCAUAUACAAAAAUAAUUCAAAAAAAUAUUGAUGAAUCAGAUGCAACAUUAAUAUUUGAAAUAACAAAUAUUAAAUGUGAUUAUGCACAAAUAAUUCCCUAUAUUGGGGAAAAGAAACUAAUUAUAAUUUAUCUUAAAGAAAGUAAAGACAAUUCUCAAGAAAGUAAAGACAAUUCUCAAGAAAGUAAAGACAAUUCUCAAGAAAGUAAAGAUAAUUCUCAAGAAAGUAAAGAUAAUUCUCAAGAAAGUAAAGAUAAUUCUCAAGAAAGUAAAGAUAAUUCUCAAGAAAGUAAAGAUAAUUCUCAAGAAA